This is a messenger RNA of Syngnathus typhle (broad-nosed pipefish), 3641 nucleotides long. Its product is annotated as FH2 domain-containing protein 1-like. Bases 538 to 3519 code for a protein of 993 amino acids. The record is from RefSeq and is a predicted model, not a curated record. The transcript has 15 exons. Lineage: Eukaryota; Metazoa; Chordata; Actinopteri; Syngnathiformes; Syngnathidae.
GAGUACGCACAUAAGCGCUCGUUUCGAAAUACGUCACACGUGUUGCGCGUGCACGCCGCAGUUGUCACGCAUGCGCUUUGGUCGGCUUCCGACGCACACGCGCUGCAAUUGAGAAUCACCGGCGGCUUCUCGGGAAAGAGUUAAUUUCCUCGGUGUGGAGACUCGGUGAGUUGUUUUUUUAUUCGUGUUGCAGUCGUGGUGACUUGUGGCAGACUAGCGGCCAGGCUAUCUAGCGCCACAAUCGACUGACUAUUGAGGCGUUGUGGUCCGUCAAGGAGCCUCACCUGCGCUAAACAUCUGUCACAUUUUGAUUCUACUUCUGUGGUCUCCCAGCUGCGUUUGUUCAUCGCGUGCGCGUCAGAACCGCCAAAAGAAUCGGCGGCAGGUGAUCCGGUUCGGCUCUCCAUACAGUUCCUCGUGUGUGAACAUGGACUGUCAAAAACUCGGGCUGGGAGGUGCCAUUCCGUAUGAAGCGAAAUGAUUGGCCAUCAUGCACGACCGUGACCUCACCGCCGCUCCCGUCCGUCUGCCGCCGGGAUGCGCAUGAUGGACGGCGUCUCGCCGGCCAGUGAGAACCAGACGGCGGACACGAUGCCGCCGCCGCCGCCGCCACCGCCGCCUCCACCACCUCCGCCUCUCCCUCCGCCGACUCCCUUUCUAGGAGCGUCCACAGGAGGCCUGAGGCUCAGUAAGAGGGUGAGGAGUUUCUUCUGGAAGACAAUCCCGGAAGAGCAGGUGCGGGGGCGCACCAACCUGUGGACGCAGGGCCAGGCGCAGCAGCGCUACCAGAUAGACGCCAACACGGUAGAAGAACUCUUUGGUCAGACACGAGACGGCGACACACCUGCAAGGGGAGGGAGGGGCCGCUCCUCCCUGCGAGACACAAAGGACCAGGUCUCCAUCUUGGACAACAAGCGAGGGAUGAACGUGGCCAUCUUCCUCAAACAGUUCAAGAGGUCCAAUCAGGCCAUCGUCAACGACAUUCGCAAUGGCAACAGUGAGUCUUACGGGGCGGAGCCUCUUCGAGAGCUGAUGAAGCUUCUACCAGAGGCGGACGAGGUGAAGAAGAUGAAGGCGUACGGCGGCGACGGAUCAAAGCUGCCGUUGGCCGACUCCUUCGUCUUCCUGCUCAUUCAGCUCCCCAGUUACGCCACGCGCAUCGAGUGCAUGCUGGGCAAGGAGGAGAUUCCUGGCAUGUGCCAAGCCAUGGGGGCACACAUUGACGUCCUUCGCUCUGCAACCAAAGAGGUUCUGGGCUGCAAGGAGCUGCACGCCGUCCUCCACUUGGUGCUGCAGGCCGGGAACAUCCUUAACGCUGGAGGUUACGGCGGUAACGCGGCGGGUUUCAAACUCUCGUCGCUUCUGUCUCUGGCGGACACCAAAGCCAACAAACCUGGAAUGAACCUGCUGCAUUUUGUGGCUCUGGAAGCCCAGAAAACAGAGGAGAAGUUAUUGGACUUCCCAGUGAAGUUGAGUCAUAUUCAGGCCGCUUCAAGGGUCUCUUUGGAGACGUUGGACGCCGAACUGCAGCGGCUGACGUGCCGCAUGCGCGCUCUCGAGGAGAGUGUCCAAAAGGACAGUGAGCUCCUGCAGCAGCUGGCCGUUUUCCUGCAGGACACAACAGCGGAGCUGUGCUCGUUGCGCGGCAGCCGCCAGCUGCUGAGCAAGGAGGCCGGCGAGCUGAUGGACUUCUUUUGCGAGGACGCCGACACCUUCCGACUGGAUGAGAGCUUUGCUGUCCUGCAGGGCUUCUGCUGCAAGUUCAGCUGCGCUGUCAAGGAGAACAAAGAGCGGGAAGCCAAGGAGCGGUCUCGGCGCCAUCGCUUGCAAGUGCUGGAGGAGCAGAAGAGACAUUCGUGGGCCGGCGGCGAGGAGGUGGGCGGCACAAUCAGCUCGUACUACAGUAGUGAAACAGAUCUUUCGGCAGCCACGUCGGAGCAUGACGAGGCCAGCGUGCUCCUGGAGCUCCUCUCCCCCAAGUCGCGCAGCUGGCGCGCUUCUCGCCGGCGUACGGGACACGCUCGUCACUCGCCGACGCAAAGCUCAUCCUCGCCCACCUGGAACACGUCGCCGUUGACACCGACAACUCCAUACAUCGCCUCCGACUUGGACAGCACCGGCCGAGACCACGCGGUUGCCUCCGUGACACAGCCGGCGCAUCGUCGCUGCAAAACACCUCCCGAAGACGGCCACGGUGAUGCUAACGACGGCGGGAACAUCGUGGCGCUCCUGGAGAACUGUUCGCUGGUCCCUGAGCCAAAGACCUCCAGAGAGAUCGGUGCCUUUGCUUACCGCCGCGAUGUCGCCACCGUGGGUGCGGUAGAGCCGCGAGCUUCCGAAGAGGCGACGACAGCGCAGGCGGCGGUGACGUGGUGCGUGACGGCCGUGUGCGAGACAGACCAACCGGGAGAACAAGACCCGGCGUCCUUUGCUGCUCCGACCCAUUCCGAGCCAGUCAGCCACCAACCGCCGCCUUCCUCGGCGCUUUCCGUCCCACCCGCGGAUUUUCCUCAGCCAGACCAGCGCAAGAAGUCUGGCUCGUCGGAAGCCGUUGCUACUGUCGCGAACGGGAUCCGAUCCAAGAUGGUGCGCACCCUCACCACCUCUGAAAAUCAAAACAUGAGGAAAGUAGUGCCCAUUUCCAGGACAGGCAGAGAGAAACGAGGAGAGAAGCCCUCUCUUGCUCAGUCAUCCCGACGCGGCAGCCUCCAGCUCCAGGAUUCAACAGCACGCCGUGUUCCUUCUGCUCGCAAGCCAGCAGAGAAGAUAUGUCGCUCGACGCUGCAAUCGCUCGGCGUUAAACGCAGCCCUCCCGCCGACGGCUCACCUGUUGCUCGUCCUCCCAACCUGUCGUCAGGCCCGUCUUUCGCCCGAAACACCGCCUCUUCCUCUUUCAGACAAACGCAAGCCGGCUGUCCACCAGCGAAUGUCCCCAAACGUGCUUCUGAAGCAUCCUCCAAAGCUUCCGCAUCUGCCGCGCACCCUCGCGCCUCCUCAUCUUUGUCCUCGCCCAAGAAGACCCAGAGUAAGAAGGGACCUCCAAGCAUUGGCACACAGAGUAUCAGGCCAUCGGCAGGCAUCAGCAUGCCACCAAACAUCAGGCCCACUUCGGAAAUCAGGAUCCCAGCGAGUGCUAGGGCACCAGCGAGUGCCAGGAUCCCAGCGAGUGCUAGGGCACCAGCGAGUGCCAGGGCACCAGCGUGUGCCAGGGCUCCCUCGAGUGCCAGGGCUCCCUCGAGUGCCAGGGCUCCCUCGAGUGCCAGGACAUCACCAGGCAUCAGCACACCACCAAACAUCAGGCCCCCUUUGAAAGGCAGGGCACCUGCAAGCGUCAAGACUCUUUCGAGUGCGAGAUCACCUCCUAAUUCCAAGACGUCGUCAACCGUCGGGAAGCCUCUGGACUCGACAGACCCCAACUCCCCGGCCUCCUCUAAAAGCCACAGAGGUGACGGAAGCUUCUCGGACAAGUCCGGCCAAUCGCGGCGUUCGCUCGAGGUCCGCAAACCCAGCUGGAGAUAACACGAGACACGGAUAACAUGAACCACCACAAGCAGAUACUCUCUUCACGAAAUGAGCAUUUGUGAUCAUUCCAUGCUACCUGCUUGGCUUUACUCAAUAAAUGGAGCAAUUUGUACUGAGAA